AUGCAACUUCCCCCGGCCGCCGUCAUGGCGAGUUGGCCAACGGCCAAUUACGUUGACCCUGUGACUCGCGGACAUGGUGUCCUCAUUGUGAACAUUGUAUGCAUCAGUUUGGCAUUUGUGGUCACAUUACUCCGUCUAUACACUCGACUGCGCAUCACAUCUACUGCCGGUAUCGACGAUAUCUUAAUUACAAUCGGUCUGGUCUUCGCCAUUGCAAUGGUUGCCGUCACCUCUCUCGCAACCGAGAAUUGGGGGUUCAACAGACACAUCUGGGAUAUUCCAAUGACUUGGUUCCCCACCAUCGAGAAACUCAACUUGGCUUUCCAGAUUAUGUUCUCAUGGUCGUCUGGUUUUACCAAGGUUUCGCUUCUAUGGUUCUGUCGGCGACUUCUUGGUGCUGGGAAAGGCGGCUUUGGGAUAUACAAUUGGGCGUUUAUUGGGUCCAUGGUCUUUGUCACGCUUUCUGUCCUCAUGUUCACCAUCUUCAGCAUCUUCCAGUGCUCACCUAUCAAAGCAUACUGGGAAGUCGCGCCCGCGUAUCCACACAAAUGCAUGAAUGACGGAGAUAUCAUCUUCUCAGCCAGUGUGAUCAACAUCUUCACCGAUUUCCUGGUCACAACAAUCCCAAUGCCACUAAUCUGGAGUCUCAAGCUCCCCACCCGCCAGCGACUCGCCGUCAUCUCCAUUUUCGGACUAGGCGUCGUCGUCAAUGUUGCCGGUUCCGUCCGCACGGUUUACGUCUGGAGGAGCCAGAAAGCCAGCUACGACCAAACUUGGCAAGGCUGGCCAAUUCUCGUGGCUGCCGUGGUGGAAAUUAGCUUAGGCCUGAUCUGCUCUUCGGCCCCAGCUCUCCGUCCCCUCAUCGCAACCUUCCUUCCCCGCCUCCUUCAAUCCGCCCAUCACAUCAACUCUGGCUACAACCGUCAAACCCGCUCCAAUAAACUUUGGUCCUCCACCGGCCGCUCCCGAAACUCGCAUCUGAUCGCGCCCUCGGAUUCCCGGCAAGCGGGUUACGAAAGCGAUCGCUUCGAGAUCAUGCGCACGGUCGAGAUGGAAACAUGGACCGAGUCCCGGCUUGCUCAUCAUAAUUCUACGAUGGGGAUCGAUAGCCGUGCUAUCUCUCCCGAGGACGAUAUCGAGAUGAAGACGGAUCCUAUGGUCUUCAAUUCUGCCUCAAGCGGGAAAUCGUCCACAUCGAUUGGGCGCGUCGAUCCGCCAGCAUUUAUUGGCCAGGCUAUCUAA
This is a messenger RNA of Penicillium verhagenii, 1242 nucleotides long. RefSeq lists its product as uncharacterized. Bases 1 to 1242 code for a protein of 413 amino acids. The record is from RefSeq and is a predicted model, not a curated record. Lineage: Eukaryota; Fungi; Ascomycota; Eurotiomycetes; Eurotiales; Aspergillaceae. The transcript has 3 exons.